AUGGGUGCACGUAGGGCGGCCCCGGUUUCUGACGUCACAUCCGCGCUGUGGCUGCAGGCGGGAAGCGGCCGGCCGACACUCUGCUGCAGCUCUGAGCCGACAGCCAAGCCGGGGGCGACAGCCCUCUCAGUGCAGUGGUGCAGUUCAGAUUCAUCUCAGCUCAGUUCAGAUUCCUCUCAGCUCAGUUCAGAUUCAUCUCAGCUCAGUUUAGAUUCAUCUCAGCUCAGUUCAGAUUCAUCUCAGCUCAGUUCAGAUCCAUCUCAGUUCAGUUCAGAUCCAUCUCAGCUCAGUUCAGAUCCACCUCAGCUCAGUUCAUAUCCAUCUCAGCUCAGUUCAGAUCCAUCUCAGCUCAGUUCAGAUCCAUCUCAGCUCAGUUCAGAUCCAUCUCAGCUCAGUUCAGAUCCAUCUCAGCUCAGUUCAGAACCAUCUCAGCUCAGUUCAGAUCCAUCUCAGUUCAGUUCAGAUCCAUAUCAGCUCAGUUCAGAUUCAUCUCAGCUCAGUUCAGAUCCAUCUCAGCUCAGUUCAGAUCCAUCUCAGCUCAGUUCAGAUCCAUCUCAGCUCAGUUCAGAUCCAUCUCAGCUCAGUUCAGAUCCAUCUCAGCUCAGUUCAGAUCCAUCUCAGCUCAGUUCAGAUCCAUCUCAGCUCAGUUCAGAUUCAUCUCAGCUCAGUUCAGAUUCAUCUCAGCUCAGUUCAGAUCCAUCUCAGCUCAGUUCAGAAAUAUACAGCUUCUCUUUCCCUAAAUUUAAAAGAUUCCCAGCCAGCUGA
This is a messenger RNA of Schistocerca cancellata (South American locust), 765 nucleotides long. RefSeq names its product polycystic kidney disease protein 1-like 3. NCBI's taxonomy places the organism in Eukaryota, Metazoa, Arthropoda, Insecta, Orthoptera, Acrididae. Bases 1 to 765 code for a protein of 254 amino acids. The record is from RefSeq and is a predicted model, not a curated record. The transcript has 2 exons.